Molecule: messenger RNA, 516 nt
Organism: Populus euphratica (Euphrates poplar)
Lineage: Eukaryota; Viridiplantae; Streptophyta; Magnoliopsida; Malpighiales; Salicaceae
Product: putative invertase inhibitor
Exons: 2
Coding region: 1-516 (171 amino acids)
Biological process (GO): negative regulation of catalytic activity
Molecular function (GO): enzyme inhibitor activity
Source: RefSeq, a predicted model, not a curated record
AUGGCUUCAUUUAAAAUCUUUCAAUCUUUGUUGGCUCUCAUCUUCAUGAUAAUUUCUGCAGCCUUCUUAGGCACUUCAAUAAGGUUGCAAAUCGCCGGAAAAGAUGGAGUCCGGGACUUGAUCUCUGCUACAUGCAAUCACACCCUUUACUUCGAAGUGUGUGUGUCUGCCUUGAGAUCUGAUCCUCGGAGCCAAACAUCAGAUCUCGUAGGACUUGCCAAUAUUGCACUAAACAUUAGCAUAGCCCACGGAAGUGAGACUCUAGCCUACCUUAAGGUCUUGAAGUCUAAUGUUGGUAAUGACACCCAACUCUCUGGUAUCUUUAGUGAAUGCACAGAAGAAUACAUCGAGGGAACUGAAAAUCUUGAAGAGGCAAUUCAUGCACUAAGGAUUAGAUCCUUUGAUGACAUGAACACAUUGGUCAGCACGGCAAUGACGGAUUCGGAUACAUGCGAGCAGGGUUUCAAGGAGAUGGACAGAGAUCUUAUAAAGCCAUGGGAGAAGUUAUACACCUAA